AGCUGAGAGAAUGAAAGAAGAAAAGAGGAGGGAAUGUGAACAGACUGAUCAGGAGUAGAUCAAAUAAAAUACUGUCUGAUAAUAUUACAGUACAUGUCCAUGUUGUUUAUCCUAUGAUGCCAUUCUUUAAAGAAAUGUAAUAUCAGGGUAAAUGUUCUUCUGUAAUAUUCAGUUAAGAGUCAUGAAGACAUUUACUUGGCCUGGUUGUGGAUCCAUGUCUGUUCAGUUAGAGCAGCACAUUAUGGUCCGUUUUAUUUAUUUCGUUUAGCGCUCCUUAAAUUGACCGCUUCAGCCAGUACGCUUCAAAACAUUUACUUUGAAGGCGAGCUAUCCGUUUCCGGCUCUCUACUUCCUUGUUCAAUUCUCAUUACAAAUGGGAUAAUCGAUCAAGCUGACGUUUAUCCGCGAUGAAUUUCAUUGCACAUCUUUAUUCAGCUGAAAAUGUUGCAUGUUUGUUUGUGCUGUUCACUUUGAUAAUAUAAAUGUAUUAUUUUGUUGUAUCAACCGGAAGUUCAAGCUAUCGGAGUUUUCCCCUUGAAAGCUAAAUUCUUUAAAUUAGUGAAAUAUACAUUUUAAAUUCAAAUUGUAUUAUAUUUCCCUUCAAUAAAACUCAGUGGUUUAGUUUUUUUUUGUAAAUUUCAGUACUUUCAUGCGUCCACGUAGGCUUUAUUUUGAAAAUCGUAACCGGAACAAGUUUUGUAACGUUAUCCGCCUUGACACAACUAGUACUAGUCCAGUGCAGUGAUGUCGGCGUUGCAGUGCCUCGUAGCGGGAGCAGUUUGCUUUUAUGUGAUAGUGUACUACGGUGUGUUUAGAGGAGUGGGAUGCUCGAGUCCAGUGAAGCUAAAGGGGAAGACGGCCAUUGUUACAGGAAGCAACACUGGCAUCGGCAAGGCCACAGCUCUGGAUCUGGCAAAGAGAGGAGCCAGGGUGAUCCUGGCCUGCCGCAACAAGGAGAAAGCUGAGGCUGCUGCUUUUGACAUCCGCAGAGAGAGCGGGAACAAUCAGGUGGUGUUCAUGCAGUUGGAUCUGGCGAGUCUAAAGUCCGUGCGCAGUUUUGCUGAAACCUUCCUGAAGACCGAGCCCAGACUGGACCUCCUCAUCAACAACGCAGGUGUGAUGGGUCCAGGGCGCACUGAGGACGGCUUCGGCGCAGCGUUCGGGGUGAACCACCUGGGUCACUUCCUGCUCACCAACCUCCUCCUGGAGCGGCUGCAGCAGUGCGGUCCCAGCCGCGUGGUCACCGUGGCCGCGCUGCUGCACCGAUUCGGAAACAUCGACUUCCCUCUGCUGGCCUCCAAGAAAGACUUAGUGUCGGGUCAGUCCACCUGGCACGACUUCCAAGCUUACUGCUGCAGCAAGCUGUGUAAUGUGCUCUUCACCCGGGAGCUGGCCAACAGGCUGGAGGGCACCAGCGUCACCUGCUACAGCCUGCACCCAGGAGUCAUCUACACAGAACUAUGUCGCGGUCUGAGCCUGUGGCUGCAGCUCCUCAUGAUGCCCUUUGCCAAGCUGUUCUUCAUGAACUCAGAGGGGGGGUCCCAGACCACCCUGCACUGCGCCCUGCAGGAGGGCAUUGAGCCUCUCAGCGGACGCUACUUCUCUAACUGCGCGCUGCAGCAAGUGGGAGCCAAAGGACGAGACGACGCCCUGGCGAAGAAGCUGUGGGAGGUGAGUGAGAGGUUAACCAGGUUGUCAUGACAGACAGAAACCUGAUCCAGGAGCUGCAAAGACUGGAUCAACGCUCAACUGUUGGUUCCUUUAAAGCGCUGGUUUCUUAUGGUCACAUACAUGAAUAAUGUAAGUACACAGCCUUACACUUGUGCCUCCUGUUUAUCAAAUGACAGUUUGAAAUGUCAUGGCUGCACUUGUGGUUGAACCACUUUAAUGCUCUCUAUCGGGGCCCCUUCCUCAGACUUGAUUACUGACAAGCUUCAAAUGCACAGGUGUGGUUUAUAUAAUAAUCUACAGUAAGUACAGAUGUUGAUCCAAGUGGGGAUAAUGCAAAAGAUCAGACAUGUUGACUGAGUCGUUAUAGGGCCUUGUGUGAUUAAGCUCUAGUGCUUCUUCUGGGACAUUCAUAUCAUAUUGACAUUGAUGUAUUUGUCAGUAGUUUUUCACUGUGAGUGGCCAAACAAGCUGACGUGUCGAAGAAGAAAACUGCUCUGGGUAAAUGUGACAUUCGUUCCUGUGCUCUAAGUCGAUGGUGCCGGCAGCUUAGGGACACAGUAAGGUGCUAAACAAUAUGUUUGCACAGUUAAUUCGAGUACUAUCCACAACUGUCUGCAAACCACACCACAUCUCUUGUGGAAUAGUUUAAAGUAAAAAACUAGAACACAGCUAAUAUGAUAUCUGACGCGCUAGUUCAUCUGAAGUUUCUAUAGUUUUGAAAUGAUGAAAUGUCUGUGGGAUUUUUGCCACAACGAGAGACGUCUGAUGGAAAAUGUUUAGCUCUUAUUAACUGUAAAUCUGUGCUGAUUAAACCUGUAUUAAUACCUGUAGGGGUCUUCAUAACAUUACAUUUGGUACAUUGUCUACUUGUAUAUUAAAACAAAAUGGACAUUUUCUCUA
Messenger RNA from Seriola aureovittata, 2571 nucleotides. RefSeq names its product dehydrogenase/reductase SDR family member 13-like. The transcript has 5 exons. The record is from RefSeq and is a predicted model, not a curated record. NCBI's taxonomy places the organism in Eukaryota, Metazoa, Chordata, Actinopteri, Carangiformes, Carangidae. Bases 745 to 1701 code for a protein of 318 amino acids.